Messenger RNA from Miscanthus lutarioriparius, 1821 nucleotides. The record is from the annotation of a GenBank genome assembly. NCBI's taxonomy places the organism in Eukaryota, Viridiplantae, Streptophyta, Magnoliopsida, Poales, Poaceae.
AUGUCGCAGCCGGCGGCGACGGUGGCCGCGGCGGCGCAGCCGCAGGGUCCUGGCCCCGCGGGGCGCCAGGGCGGCGGCGGCGGCCUGGGGCAGAGCAUCGCCGGCAUCGUGCGGAUGGCGGUGUUCUGGUACUUCGCGGCCAAGUUCUUCGGGCCCAAGCGCCCACCCGCGGACCCCGGGAUGCUCAUGUCCAACCUCUUCCAGAAGGGCGAGCCAAUGGAUAUGUGGAUGUAUUUGUCAGAGAACGAGAAGUUCAACGAUUUUGCUAAUGAGGAUGCACUUAUUUGGCAUGAGGCAAACAUACCAUAUGCAGUCUGGGGACCUACCAGUACUAGAACACGAUCAUUGACAUACUAUCCUUCAGAGGCUCUCAAGCAUAAUGGCUCUUUGUAUGCUCAUGUUUACUUUGCCCGCUCGGGUUACCCUGUGGACCCUACAGAUCCAGAAUAUGAGCAGAAAUCUGCAUUUGGGAGGACACAUCCUGUUGUGGCAUUUUUGCCAAAAUCAAAAGCUGGUAAAAAGAAGAGCUUGCUUGGAGAUUCAGAAGAGCCUGAAGAGCAAGCACCACCUAAGGAGAAUAAAGAAUUUGAGGAUAAAGAUGAGGGUCCGACUGAAUAUAUAUCUUAUUGGAAACCAAAUGUAACAAUAAAUCUUGUUGAAGACUUCACACGGUAUCCCAACAAUAAUGUACCUCCCAACGUCGCUCCAUAUCUGAAUGUGGAUCCAGCCACGGGCGAUUAUUAUCCUACAGUAUUCUUCAACGAGUUUUGGCUACUGAGGGAUAAAUUAAUAGCGCUUAAUGAGACUCUGGAGGAAUUGCCUUUAAACCUUGAAGUUGGUCCUAUUAGCAUGACCAAGUGGCAAUUGUUUUUACAGAUUGAGCAGUCCUUCCAGGUUCAUCGUAGUUAUGGAAGUAUGCUUGAAGGCGAGGCUGAUGAACUCAAGAGGGUUUUCCUUGAAGGAAAUCCUUAUCUUCUUGGAUUGACUAUGGUCGUUUCUCUAUUACACUCUCUGUUUGAUUUCCUGGCCUUCAAAAAUGAUAUCCAGUUCUGGAACAAGAACAAGUCCAUGGAAGGUCUAUCGGCAAAAUCUGUUGUUCUGAAUUUUGUGUGUCAACUAGUUGUUUUCCUGUACCUUCUUGACAAUGACACUUCAUGGAUGAUCCUUGCUAGCUCUGGAAUUGGUGUGUGCAUUGAAUUUUGGAAGAUCGGAAAGGCGAUGCAUAUUGAGGUCGAUAGAAGUGGAAAAAUUCCCAUGUUGAGGUUCCGAGACCGUGAAUCAUAUGCACAGAAUAAGACCAAAGAGUACGAUGCCAUUGCAAUGAAGUACCUUACCUAUGUCCUUUUCCUCCUUGUGAUCGGUUUCUCUAUCUAUUCACUUAAGUAUGAAAAGCACAAGAGCUGGUACUCAUGGAUACUUUCUUCCAUGACAAGUUGUGUGUACAUGUUUGGUUUCAUUAUGAUGUGCCCCCAAUUAUUUAUCAACUACAAGCUGCAGUCCGUUGCUCAUAUGCCAUGGAGACAAAUGACCUACAAGUUCCUCAACACUAUAAUUGAUGACCUUUUUGCAUUUGUCAUUAAAAUGCCAAUGCUUCAUCGUCUCUCAGUUUUCAGAGAUGAUGUUAUCUUCUUGAUAUACCUCUAUCAGAGGUGGAAAUAUCCGGUUGACAAGAAGCGUGUCAAUGAGUUUGGCUUCGGAGGCGUGGAUGAACCCGCAGCCCAGGAGACUUUGGAAGGAAGUGAUUCAGCAGCAGCAGCAGCAGCAGCCCAGCCAACGGAGGCUGAGGUCGAGACGAGUAGGGAGGACAAGAAAACCAAGUGA